Messenger RNA from Stomoxys calcitrans (stable fly), 2587 nucleotides. RefSeq names its product prolactin regulatory element-binding protein. The transcript has 6 exons. Gene Ontology annotation, cellular component: endoplasmic reticulum membrane. The record is from RefSeq and is a predicted model, not a curated record. Gene Ontology annotation, biological process: protein secretion. Bases 280 to 1644 code for a protein of 454 amino acids. NCBI's taxonomy places the organism in Eukaryota, Metazoa, Arthropoda, Insecta, Diptera, Muscidae. Gene Ontology annotation, molecular function: protein binding; GTPase activator activity; guanyl-nucleotide exchange factor activity.
UAUCGAUAACAAGAGAGAUGAAGGCCGACCAGCAAUACGUGGAACUUUCUCAUUAAAUUUAAUAAGAAAGAAAACACGAAAACACAAUAUACAAUAACACAAUUAAUGCAAAAACAAUUAAAUGGCAAACAUUUGAAAAGAAUUUGCCACGAUAAAUCGAUUCAAGUGUAGUGUAAGCGAACCAAACAUAUUGACUGUCUGCCGUAUCAAGCCGUGUAUGAUUAAGAUUGUUGGUGGGGGUUAAGGUUGAAGCACACGCACACAUCUAUACAUAUAACAAUGGCCCCAACAAGAAGACCUGCGGAUGGUCUUUUGGCCCGUGUCAACUUUCCACUUUAUGCCGUAGAAAUGUUAACCAGCCGUCAUGUUUUGGUAGCAGGAGGUGGGGGUGCCAGUAAAACGGGUGUAGCAAAUGGUUUUGAAAUCUACGAAAUUUAUCACAAUGGCCAACAUUUUUGUGCCCAAGAAGUUGUGCGCCAUGAAACCGGCUCCAAUGUGGUAAUGAAUUUUGCUGUACGCAAUGAUGGCCGACGUUCAUAUUUAUGUGCCGGUCAAGAGGCCCACUGUCAAAUGUAUUUUGUCAAUCCGCGAGUGCUUACUGAAGAUGGCAAAGAAGAAAUCUCAGCGACACAGGAUUCAACGGCGCACAAAAAUGCUGCAGACUUACAUGGCAAUGAAAAUGGCGUAAGACAAAGGCGGCCACCAACAUCUGGUGUGGAAGACAUACCAAAUGGUCAUGUGCCAGCUGGAGACAAAGAUGCAAAGCCCCAGCCCAAGCAGGAUCAAAAUGCCAAUCUCAAAAGAAUACUAAAAUUCGACAUUAAAGCAGCCGAUUCAGUACAGACCGAUUUUCUGGGUGCGGAUCCUUUGCAAAGGGUGGUACGCAUAUCGCCCAAUGGGCAUAUAAUGGCCACAGGUGGUACGGAUGGACAUCUGAGAGUUUGGUCGUUUCCGCAAAUGUUAAAAACAGCAGAUAUAGAAGCCCACACCAGGGAAAUCGAUGACAUUGACAUCAGCCCAGAUUCCAAGUACAUUGUUACCAUUUCCAAAGACGGCCAAGGUUUAGUCUGGGAUAUAGCGACUUCGAAAAAGAUUUUCGAUCUUAAGUGGGCCACACCUGAGGGUACCAAAUAUUUAUUUAAACGAUGUCGUUAUGGUACAAUUGAAGCUCAAAAGGACAAAUAUCGGUUAUUUACGAUUACCAAUCCUCUUGGAAAAGUUGGCAAACAACGAGGUUUCCUACAACAAUGGGACUGUACAAAUGGUAAAUUGCGUCUAGCGGUGCCCAUUGAAGAAAGCUUAGCUUCGUUGGCUGUGCGCGACGAUGGACGGUUUGUGGCUGUUGGCACCAUGUUUUCGGGCAGUAUUUCCAUGUAUAUCGGUUUCAGUUUACAGCGUGUUCUACACAUACCCAAUGCUCACUCAAUGUUUGUGACUGGUCUACAAUUCUUGCCGGUAACUAACGAAGAAGGCCCUCCCAUAUCUAGUGACACUGAAGCGGCUGUACUCUCAAUAUCUGUGGACAAUAAAGUAUGCAUACAUAGCUUGCAACACAGACAUACCAUGCCAGCUUGGCUAGCUAUUGUGCUAAUAAUUGUGGUACUUUUUGGCGCAUUUACAUUAUGCUCAUUUCUGGGACUGUAGGUAUUAGAAAGGACGACGACUCAGACAAAGUCAUAAGAGAAAAAUAAAUUGAAAAAAAGAUACAAUAAAUUCAUAAAUCCAUCUUCUCCCUCGAUACAGGUGACAGUUUAAAAUAGGCCUUGGCUAAGGUUAAUUAUAAAACUAAAAAAAAGAUUUGAAAAUAAAACAAUGAUAUACCUAUAGGCAUUUAUAAAACUAAACAAAUUCUUAUGCGAAUAAACAGAAAAGUGAAAGGAGACAGAGUAACGUCACGUCACACUAGUGUAAAAUCCUCUUAAGUUUGUUUUUCUAUGUAACUGAAGAAAACGCAAACGAAAAACGUUAAACGACAACAACAAUUACGAAAUUGCAAAACACUAAAGUAGUUAAAUUAAAUUUCUUAUCAAAUUAAACUCAACGCAACUAAUGAAUCAAUGAAUAACUAAAUAAAUGGAGAUAAUAUAUUACGGCAAUAGUUUAAGAACAAUAUUUAUCCGUAUGUUGUAUAUUUGUUUUUCAGGCAAAUUAUUAAAAUUGCAAGUCAAUUGUUUAUAACGAUUAUUAUUAUUAAAAUAUUAUAUAUGUAUAAAUAAUUCUUUUGCAUAAAAUAGAUACUAUUUUAAAUUAUUAUUUACAUAUUUCCCGCCUAUCUAUCCCACUCUCACACUCUCUAUAAAAAUAAUAAAAUUAUAAAUUUUAAAUAUUUAGAAUAAAUUAAGAUAUUAAAACAAUCUGCUAAAGUAAAGAUUUCAAGACUUUGUUUCAUGUUUUUAGCAAUGCUUUAAUAUACCCACUGUUUGUCCUCGAUAUUUUUGAUUUUUGUUUUCCUCUACUUAAGAAAAUGGGUUUUUCCUUUAUAUACACCUCAAUAUAAUCUUAACUUAAACUAAAAUGUAAUCAACUUUUAAGAACAUCCAAACAAAAUUAAUUGUCACAUUAAAACCAAACAACGCUCUCGUUUUUA